Messenger RNA from Cajanus cajan (pigeon pea), 519 nucleotides. RefSeq lists its product as uncharacterized. The record is from RefSeq and is a predicted model, not a curated record. NCBI's taxonomy places the organism in Eukaryota, Viridiplantae, Streptophyta, Magnoliopsida, Fabales, Fabaceae.
AUGGAGACACCCCUCCCUUUCGGGUGGAAGCCUCUCCACAUAGACCGUUACGACGGCACGACAGACCCGGAUGAGUACAUCGACAUGUACACCACACAGGUAAACCUCUAUACUAAUGAGGAUGUUAUACUGUGCAGGGUUUUUCCAACCUCACUAAAGGGGACCGCGCUCAACUGGUACACCCAGCUUCUCGCUGAGUCAAUCGACAGCUUCAGCACUCUGGUCAAGCGAUUCACGGUGCAGUAUGCAACGAGCCGACCUCACCACAUCACUUCAGCUGCCCUGGCUAGUCUCAGACAAAACGAUGACGAGCCACUCCAGGCGUUCAUGGAGUGCUUUGCUGCCACCUCGGUCAAGAUCAGAAAUCUGAACCCCGAGGUCGCCCUGCAUGCCAUGUUCAUGACCCUCAAGCCCGGACCCUUUGUCGACAGCUUGUGUCGUGAGGCUCCUCACGACAUGGACGAGCUCCGCGCCCGGGCAACUUACCAGUGGCUGAUGGAUAAGGUUUUUCACCAGUAG